Aaosphaeria arxii CBS 175.79 is the source of this 2138-nucleotide messenger RNA. RefSeq lists its product as uncharacterized. The record is from RefSeq and is a predicted model, not a curated record. NCBI's taxonomy places the organism in Eukaryota, Fungi, Ascomycota, Dothideomycetes, Pleosporales. Bases 140 to 1981 code for a protein of 613 amino acids. The transcript has 2 exons.
AACCGUAGACUGGGUCCAGCCCUUUGGCCGUCGCACGAUAGACUGAGACCAGGCGAGUCCCGUCCAAAGGCUCUCGAUCGUCGAGCUCAUCCAAUUUUUGAAAUAUAUCCAGCCGCACGCUGGCCGGCAUCAUUACGCCAUGCUGCCUUUCCGCAGCAGCUCGCGAAACUCGCGGAGAUCGCGUAAGAGCCUCGAGGCCCAUCAACAACACGAGAACCCCAAUUCGCUCGAAUGGCAACCCGAUCGGGAUCAAUACAUAAUGUCCUUCCCAAUACAUCCUCUAUCUUCCAUGCAAGGGCCGUUCGAGGAGAGCAUACUAGCUUCCACAGUCGAGGGUGGAUAUGUUCCUUUCCAAAAUCCAAAUAAGAGCGUGGAAAAGCGACAGGAAAUGAUCUGCAAGGAUGGAGAGGCCUCGGAACUCGAUUGGAACUUCACAUACAAUUGCCACUGGCGACAUCACGCCAGAGGGAAAUAUCACCCGCUUUUGAUGACGAUAGCACAAAUCGUCUUUGGCGUUCAUCUCCUACAUCAGCACCUGGAGAAGUCGGUGGCUGACGUGGCCGAGAUCCUGCUCAAACAUGUCAAUGAGCUUGAUGCUUUCCUCCAGCGAGCUAACGAAGAUAUCGAAGGCAGUCUUAAGGACAUGCUGUUCCGCCGGAAGUGUUUGAAGGUGCCAAUGGAGCAUGUGAACGAGUUUGACCGUUUGCUGGACGAUCGCACAUAUCGUGCACAGCUCCUGGACGGCAACAUCACCAUUGAGAGGACCAUAAACCGGAUGUCCCAGAUGCUAAAUGAUUACCUCGUUGAUAUGAGUACCUAUCGAGACGCAAAUACUGAACUAGACAUGUAUCUCGCCAGCAUCGGGAACACCUGGACCAGCCACAAUGACGACGUUGCACGAAUAUAUUCCGCCAUGUGUGGAAACACCGCCGGUUGGUCGCAAUUCUUACAGAGCCUCGUUGCCAAAGCAGAGAAGCUCGGCGUCGUUCUCGUCCAGGUCAGCAGCUACUGUCACGAAAUUGAAAAGCGGUGUGGAGCGGCCAGCCGCCGUAGUAUGAUUGCGAGCCGCUCAUCGUCAAGGAGCACGAGUUCGAGAGAUGCUGGACGGUCUUUUCGGAAUUUCGCGGACAAUAAGCCGCUCCCCAUGGUCCCCAAUGAGCGACCGCCCUUCAUGCCGUCUUCUAGUAUGCUAGGUGAGACGAGAUCCGGGGAUAGUACCCCUCCCAGACCUGGAGAAGUCCACCAGCCUCGUGGGCGGACAGGCCGGAUACGGACAAUCGAACAUUCAGACUCCGACGACUCGCUGCAACGCGAAGGAGGAUCCAGGCAGCUCUCGGCGGCUAUAUCUUCACAAGCCUCUAGUUCCGACGUGACUGUGUUGCCGCGCAGCCACGAGUCGCAGUCAUCAAUGUCACGAGACCUAAGUUCGAGUGCCUCUGAUCGCCAAGUAACUGGAAGCAAAGAGCCCACAGGUGAACCAUACCAAGCGUCAACUCGCGUUUUACAGCGUUCUGAACCCCAACCUUCCACUAUGCCCCUCGAGACAUUAGAAGCAAAACGUUUUGUGAUACACCCAGCAAAGGACGAGCAGAGUCCACCAUUAACGGGCAAAGACUCUGCAUAUUCUUCUGUGUCCGGUGGAUCUUUUGCCUCGCCAACGGGCCUGCCACCACGAUCCGCUUCGGCACAAUCAUCCCAUCCUCGUGCACAGUUUGGGUUGUUCCCGAGCAGUGGGCCUAGCACACCCAAGCUCUCCUCAUCAGGUUUGCAUGUUGCAAUGUCUCCUCCAGCUUCGACGAGUCGUUCCCGCCCAGCGCCGGCGCCAGCACAAGAUCCUGCUCCCCGAGCGCAGUCAGCCAUGGAGUAUCGCGCCCCAGAGCUGCCAGCGUCCAAGGGCUUGUUAAGAAAAUCAAGUCUUUCGUCCUUCAAGCGGUUGUUCAGCAAGAAGAAGCAAGAGUCAGUGGAGACGAUUGCUGAGUGAAUCUUUCUUGUAUGUCUUUUCAGCGGGCAUUCUGUCGCCAGUUUUGUUUCGUUUGGCGAGUCUUGCACUUAUAUACCCAACUCGUCGGCUUUUUGUAUAUUGCGAAGUAGCCGCGCGCGCGUAUGCGUCUUCGCUCGAUAAUGUAUUAUAGUAAUGG